GACCCUGAGACCCCCUGAAUGUCAUCAUGGCUCGUACAGGAUUCAACGUCUACCUCCCUCAGGGGGCAGAGGAAAGCUCUUGAAUGAAGAACAGGAACAUGCUAUUGUCAACAUGGUGAUUGCUGACAAUGAAAUAAAACUGAAGGACAUUCACUCCAGAGUUGUAGAGGACAACCUUGUCUUUGGGAACAUUGCAGCAAUCAGCAUAACAUCCAUUUCUCGGACUCUAGCUAAACACAGAGUCCGAAUGAAACAACUAUACAAAGUUCCUGUUGAAAGGAACAGUGAGCGCAUCAAAGAACUCCGUCACCAAUACGUCCAGAGAGUCAUGGAGUUGGAGGCUAAUCAAGUCCCACAUGAAAUUAUCUAUGUUGACGAGGCUGGCUUCAACUUGGCGAAAAGGCAUCGCCGUGGGAGAAACAUAAUUGGCCAAAGGGCCACAGUUACUGUGUCGGGCCAGAGAGGAGCCAACAUCACUAUGUGUGCCGCAAUCUCCAACAACGGUGCACUCCUGCAUAAAUGUCAGAUUGGCCCCUACAACACCGACCGCCUUCUCCUGUUUUUAGAAGACCUGCACGAAAGACUGGUGCCAGAGGUAGAAAGGGGACAGGUGGGAGACCACUUGCCAAUAUAUGUUAUCACAUGGGACAAUGUGGCAUUCCACCAUUCCCGUGCAGUCACAGCCUGGUUUGACGCCCAUCCAAGGAUGAUGUCCCAUUUCCUUGCCCCUUACUCCCCUUUCCUCAACCCCAUUGAGGAGUUUUUCUCAGCCUGGAGAUGGAAGGUUUUUGACCAUCGUCCACAUGACCAAAUGUCCCUCCUGGAUGCAAUGGAUGCUGCAUGCCAAGACAUCACAGCUGAAUACUGCCAGGGGUGGAGAAGGCAUGCCAAAAGAUUCUUCCCACAAUGCCUUGCCAGAGAAGAUAUCAGGUGUGAUGUGGAUGAGAACAUGUGGCCAAAUGCAGAAGACCGGGCAGAAUAGAAGAUUACUUUGUUUUUUUUUUAUUAUAAUUCUGGUGCUUUUUCUGUUUGUAUAUCUUGCGGUAACGUCCUUUUGCAGAUAAAGUCUGUACUGCAGCAGUUCUGUGUCUGUAUUUUUUUUUACAUACAGUAAACUGUACAUUUUAUAAAGCUACUCUGAGAUGGUCAUUCACUUUUUUGUAUUGAAUUUCUGCAGCAAAAGAAACAAAAUGCAUGCAUUUACUAAACCCAACAAAACAAAAAUGUAGAAAGGCUUCAAAUAUAAGGGCAGACCUGACACAUAAAAUAAUGCGGUUUCUGUAAUUUCAGCUGAUGAUAGUGUUUUUUUGUCAAUGUGUUAUGAUUGACUAAAUGUUCCUGUUGGAAGAGAACAUGUGUUACUGUUUUGAAUAAUUAUUUGAUUUUAAAACAUGUUUGCAGUGUUUUGCUUGACAUAGUGUACUGUGGUAGUUUAUUAUUGUAUUUUGAAAAUUAGUUUUGGGGUUUAUUUUACAAUGUGUGAUUUUGAGCAUGAAAUUAA
This is a messenger RNA of Polypterus senegalus (gray bichir), 1501 nucleotides long. RefSeq lists its product as uncharacterized. The transcript has 3 exons. Bases 113 to 982 code for a protein of 289 amino acids. The record is from RefSeq and is a predicted model, not a curated record. Lineage: Eukaryota; Metazoa; Chordata; Cladistia; Polypteriformes; Polypteridae. Gene Ontology annotation, molecular function: nucleic acid binding.